This is a messenger RNA of Drosophila bipectinata, 1363 nucleotides long. It is a transcript of the gene VhaAC39-1, whose product is annotated as V-type proton ATPase subunit VhaAC39-1. The record is from RefSeq and is a predicted model, not a curated record. Gene Ontology annotation, cellular component: lysosomal membrane; proton-transporting V-type ATPase, V0 domain; plasma membrane proton-transporting V-type ATPase complex. Gene Ontology annotation, molecular function: proton-transporting ATPase activity, rotational mechanism. Gene Ontology annotation, biological process: proton transmembrane transport; vacuolar transport; vacuolar acidification. NCBI's taxonomy places the organism in Eukaryota, Metazoa, Arthropoda, Insecta, Diptera, Drosophilidae.
CUAAAAGCAAGAAGAAGAACCGUGGAAAUCAUAUGACUCGAUCGAUAGAGAAAAAAGUUGGAAUUUUCACUUGAAAACUCGCCCCGUUUGGACUGGAAGACUCCACGCCUUUUCGCCCACCACAGCUAACAAAGGCACAGCCGAAGGAACUCUGCCCAGGCGAUUCUGCUGUUUUUCUUUUGCGCUUCCACGCCAGCCAGUCUGUGUUUUUGUGUGCCAGCCGAGUGCCCGUCUGUGUGCCAGUGCCCCAGUCAUCAGUCAUCAUCCAUUCAACGCUGGUUCAGUAGCUGAGAGUAACCAAUUGCAAGAUGAACAGCUCGGGAUUCAUGUUCAACAUCGACAACGGCUAUCUGGAGGGCCUGUGCCGUGGCUUCAAGUGCGGAAUCCUCAAGCAGGCUGACUACCUGAAUCUGGUUCAGUGCGAGACCUUGGAGGAUCUCAAGCUGCACCUGCAGGGCACCGACUACGGCAGCUUCCUGGCCAACGAGCCCUCGCCGCUCUCCGUGUCGGUGAUCGACGACAAGCUGCGCGAGAAGCUGGUGAUCGAGUUCCAGCACAUGCGCAACCAUGCCGUCGAGCCGCUGUCCAACUUCCUGGACUUCAUCACCUACGGGUACAUGAUCGACAACAUCAUUCUGCUGAUCACCGGCACCCUGCACCAGCGUCCCAUCUCGGAGCUGAUCCCCAAGUGCCACCCCCUGGGCAGCUUCGAGCAGAUGGAGGCCAUCCAUGUCGCCUCCACGCCCGCUGAGCUGUACAACGCCGUGCUGGUGGACACGCCGCUGGCUCCGUUCUUCGUUGACUGCAUCUCCGAGCAGGAUCUGGACGAGAUGAACAUCGAGAUCAUUCGUAACACCCUCUACAAGGCAUACCUGGAGGCCUUCUACAAUUUCUGCAAGAAUAUGGGUGGUGCCACCGCCGAUGUUAUGUGCGAAAUCCUUGCCUUCGAGGCUGAUCGUCGCGCCAUCAUCAUUACCAUCAACUCGUUCGGCACCGAGCUGUCCAAGGACGACCGCGCCAAGCUCUACCCCAACUGCGGCAAGAUGUAUCCCGACGGUUUGGCCGCCCUGGCCCGCGCCGACGACUACGAGCAGGUGAAGACCGUGGCCGAGUACUAUGCGGAGUAUGCCGCCCUCUUCGACGGCUCCGGCAACAAUCCGGGCGACAAGACGCUGGAGGACAAGUUCUUCGAGCACGAGGUCAAGCUGAACGUGUACGCCUUCUUGCAGCAGUUCCACUUCGGUGUCUUCUACGCGUACCUCAAGCUCAAGGAGCAGGAGUGCCGCAACAUUGUCUGGAUCGCCGAGUGCGUCGCUCAGAAGCACCGGGCCAAGAUCGACAACUACAUACCCAUCUUCUAAGC